Messenger RNA from Caenorhabditis sp. 36 PRJEB53466, 2377 nucleotides. NCBI's taxonomy places the organism in Eukaryota, Metazoa, Nematoda, Chromadorea, Rhabditida, Rhabditidae. The record is from the annotation of a GenBank genome assembly.
AUGGGAGGACACGUUGAUGUGCCCAACGAUUUGAUCAACGAAUUGAGAGAUCCGCACAGAAAAGUAAGAGAUUCCGAAUACUUUUGCUUCCGUUUCCUUUUGUUUUUACUUGGUUUUUCGUUUUCGAGACAUUGGAACCAGGACUGGGCCUGGACUUUUGAACCACUUGCAAUACUCUGAUUGGAGCCAACCUUCGCAGGAUUGUUGGACUUGGAUUGAGGGCCAUUGGGUCCAAGUUUCAGCCCCAUCGGAUCGUCGGGUCCCGAGAUAUGUGGAUCAUUGGCCGCCUUUUUCCAAAACGCCCGGGCUUCCGGCCAAUGAUCCACAUAUCUCGGGACCAGAUGAUCCGAUCAGGCUGAAACUUGGUCCCAUUGGCUCUUAAUCCAAGUCCAAGAAACCUGCAAAGUUUGGGUCCGAUCGGAAUAUUGCAAGUGGUUCAAAGGUGCUUUAAAAACUGAAGAAUUUUCUAGAGAAGUGUGAAAACAAUACUUCGAGAAAACUGGAACCUUAUUGGAGACAUUGACAAAGCAUUGAAAACCAUCGGCGAUGAAGUCAUCGGUCAAAACGAACUCGUCUUAUUUCUCCUUCACAACUUUCUCUUCAUCAUCACAUUGAUCGUCAAUCCAAGAAGAAUAUCCACAAGAAAGCCGAAAACUCGGAGUGAUGAGAUACAAAAGUUCGAAGAUGAUCUACGGGACGCUCAAAAGGUAAUCAGUUGGUUUUUAAGUGCUCCGAAACAGAUAUUACAGAACUGGAGACAUUUCUUUGAUAAACACGAAGCCACUUUCAAACUGGUGUCAACGAUUGCGAUGCGCGAAGGGAAGGUGAAUUUCCACGGCGAGUUGUGGCAAAAAUCCAAGUUUCAGGUAUGAAUGAACUUGUACUGAUGUUGCAGCAGUAAAACGGAAACGUUUUUUUUUACAGAAAUUCACUUCAAGAAUUAUUCACGUUUUGCUCGUUUUCCGCGCGAAAACGGAACAUUUAAUACCUCCGUCGCGAUUCAUUUUCAUGUUGAUCGCGUCGAUUGCCAACUGGACUCUCACGCCUCUUCUCAACUUUCCGUCCAAAACUAGAAUUGAACCGGUGAGGCGGAAAACAGAAAAAGCCGAGAAAAUCAAUAGAGUCCAGUCAAACGAACGUCUUCGGUUAGCUUGCUCACUUUUACCUUUCUGCGAGAACUUUUCAUAUUUCAGCGUGGAAACCGUCUCGAAAUGCGAUAACAACUAUUACGAUAUUGAAUACGUUGAAAAAGUUGACGAAAAACUCGUGGAAUUUGAUGCACAGGUACACGAAACCAGCAAGCAUUUAUCGGAGAAAGAGCUGGAAUGGAUUGAGGAAGCCAAUAAACAUCGGAAGGAAGUGAGUGCUCGGUGAGUUCCAACUGAACGUACGCACAACAGUUUGAUAGCUUGAAGGUUGGAAGUUCAGACGAAACGGUUCGCCGCCAGAAUCGGAGAAUUCGAAAAGGAACGAGAGAGCAGACGGAAACGAGAGGAGCAGGCAUUUCAAGAGAUUAUGCAACAGCAGCAAGCCGAAUUUCGGAAGAUGGUCGGUGAAAUUGAAGAAAGAAGGAAGAUGACACAGGCGAGAAAUGUGCUCGAGAAUGUCAGAAAGUACAGUUUUACAGGAUGAAGAACUCGAGCAGCUCCUGGAAAUGUGUGAACACCAAGACGAAGCCCUUCUGUACUUGUUUGAUAACCGGAAAACGCGAACCUUUCAAUGGGAGCAACAUGAGGCGUACUGGAGUAAUCGACUGCAUCUGCUGAGGUGAAAAUGUUCAGUAUUGGAAGCUUUUAUGUGAAUGGCGCUAUGAUUCAGAAACUCUUUAGCACAGAUUCGCUCGGAGUUUUGGAGUUUCGAGCGGUAUUUCAUUCAACGUUUCGAGCAGGACAACACGAGAAAUGUUAACUUUAUUGAGGACGUAUACAAGGUGAAAACUUGAUGAGAAGCCCUCAUAGAGUCGUUUGCUUCCAGAUGGAAUCCGCCUCCUUCGGCCGUACAGUCACCCGCACCCUCACUUUCCUCAAUACCGAACAAGACUUUUUCGAGUCCCUUCUCCAUAAAUACUCCGAUGACUUCUUCCUUAGAAUUCUUCUCGUGAGUGUGCUCGCCGCUGUUAUCAGUUACCCAUGACCAUAUUCAGAAAAUUGUAAACAAAGUGGCCGGCCAACUCGACAAAGUCAUUCUGGAAUUGUGGAGUGUAGCAGUUCACAUCGACGCUCGCGAUGAUCUUUUGCAGCUCCGGAAUGCAGUGCAUGACAUCGAUCCGUAUUCGAUUCCUACCUUGUGGAGACUGAAGGGAAUCUGUCAUUCCGCUGAUCCGCACGACUACCACGAUGAAGGCCUCAGAGAUCGUUCUCUUUCUAAUGGUCACUGA